GCAGUACUUUGACACGAUUCAGUUCAAGUUCAGGUGUGGUGAGCCCGGUUUCUGUGCUACGGUGAAAAAUGUGGUGGUGUGCGUGAAAUCUGACAUUGUGUGAUUUUACCUAAUGGAUAACCCCAGUUUAUGAUAGUUUAUUUUCUUCUGAAAGGGGGCCUGGCACGGACCGGCGAACAUCAUGGUCAUCGUUACGCGGGGGGAUUACAUCUGGAUCGAGCCGGUGUCCGGGCGAGAGUUUGACGUCGCUAUUGGCGCCAGGGUCGUCUCUGCAGAGGGUCGCCGCAUACAAGUGAAGGACGACGACGGCAAGGAAGUAUGGCUGACACCAGAGCGCCGCAUCAAGGCGAUGCACGCCACAUCGGUCCAGGGUGUGGAGGACAUGAUCUCCCUGGGCGACCUGCACGAGGCCGGUAUCCUGCGCAAUCUGCUCAUACGUUACAACGAGAAUCUCAUUUAUACAUACACAGGGUCAAUAUUAGUAGCAGUGAAUCCGUACCAGAUUCUUCCGAUCUAUACCGCCGAGCAGAUCAAGCUGUACAAGGAUCGCAAGAUUGGCGAACUCCCUCCUCACAUCUUCGCCAUCGGAGACAACAGUUACACCCACAUGAAGCGUUUCCGGCAAGAUCAAUGUAUUGUAAUCAGUGGAGAGAGCGGAGCUGGUAAAACAGAGAGCACAAAAUUGAUCCUACAAUAUUUGGCAGCUAUCAGUGGUAAACACUCGUGGAUAGAGCAGCAAAUUCUAGAGGCUAACCCUAUCCUUGAAGCAUUUGGGAAUGCAAAGACAAUCAGGAACGACAACUCAUCGAGAUUUGGCAAGUACAUAGACAUCCACUUCAACAGCGGAGGGGUGAUCGAGGGGGCGAAGAUCGAGCAGUACCUGUUGGAGAAGUCGAGGAUCGUGUCCCAGUCCAAGGAUGAGCGAAACUACCAUAUCUUCUAUUGUAUCCUGGCCGGACUCAGCAAGGAGGAGAAGCAGAAGCUGGAACUGAGCGAUGCUUCGCACUACAAGUAUCUCACUGGGGGAGGCAGUAUAACAUGUGAAGGCCGAGAUGAUGCUGCUGAGUUUGCUGAUAUCAGAUCAGCCAUGAAGGUGCUUCUGUUCUCUGACCAGGAGAUCUGGGAGAUCCUGAAGCUGUUAGCAGCACUACUUCACAUCGGCAACAUUAAGUACAAGGCAGCUAUCAUAGACAAUCUAGAUGCGACGGAGAUCCCAGACCUGAGUAAUGUGGCGAGGGUGGCUAAUCUGUUGGCAGUUCCUAAACAGCCUCUUAUUGAUGCUCUUACAAGGAAAACACUCUUUGCAUCUGGCGAGACUGUCGUGUCAACGCUGUCGAGGGAACAGUCGGUGGAUGUAAGAGACGCGUUUGUCAAAGGCAUCUACGGACGACUUUUUGUCCUGAUUGUAAGCAAAAUCAACAACGCCAUCUACAGGCCCAAGGGAAUAUCCAGGAGUGCUAUUGGAGUCCUGGACAUUUUUGGAUUUGAGAAUUUCAAUGUGAACAGUUUUGAGCAGUUCUGUAUAAACUAUGCAAACGAGAACCUGCAGCAGUUUUUUGUCCAGCACAUCUUCAAGUUGGAACAGGAGGAAUACAACCUAGAGCACAUCAACUGGCAGCACAUAGAAUUUGUAGACAACCAGGACGCCUUGGACCUGAUAGCCAUCAAACAGCUCAACAUCAUGGCGCUUAUCGAUGAGGAGAGCAAGUUUCCCAAGGGUACGGAUCAAACGAUGCUGGCCAAAUUGCACAAAACACAUGGAAGCCACCGCAACUACCUCAAGCCCAAAUCUGACAUCAACACUUCCUUUGGCCUCAAUCAUUUUGCGGGUGUUGUCUUCUACGAUACUAGAGGAUUCUUGGAGAAGAACAGAGACACAUUCAGUGCAGAUCUGCUGCAGCUUGUGACACUCUCCAGCAACAAGUUCCUGAAGCUGCUGUUCGCAGAGGACAUCGGCAUGGGCUCCGAGACUCGCAAGCGUGCUCCCACGCUUUCCACGCAGUUCAAGAAGUCUCUAGACGCCCUCAUGAAGACUCUCAGCUCCUGUCAGCCGUUCUUCAUCCGUUGUAUCAAACCCAACGAGUUCAAGAAACCUAUGAUGUUCGACCGUGGCCUGUGCUGCCGCCAGCUGCGAUACUCAGGAAUGAUGGAGACCAUUCGGAUACGAAGAGCUGGCUACCCAAUCCGACACACUUUCAAGGAGUUUGUGGAGAGAUACAGGUUUCUCAUUCCUGGAAUUCCUCCUGCCCACAAAACUGAGUGUCGCUCGGCAACAGCCAAGAUCUGUGGUGCGGUGCUGGGUCGCUCUGACUACCAGCUGGGCAACACCAAGGUGUUCCUGAAGGAUGCCCAUGACCUAUUCCUGGAGCAGGAGAGAGACAGGGUGCUCACCAGGAAUAUCAUCGUACUGCAGCGUUCUAUCCGGGGCUGGGUGUAUCGUAGGAGGUUCCUAAGAAUGAAAGCAGCUACAAUGAUCAUCCAGAAGUAUUGGAUGGGUUGGGCUCAACGAAGACGCUACCAACGCAUGCGUGUCGGCUACAUGCGGCUACAGGCGUUGGUGCGGUCUCGUGUGUUGUCUCACCGCUUCAGACAUCUACGGGGACAUAUCGUUGGGCUGCAGGCACGCAGCCGAGGUUACCUUGUGCGCAGGAUGUACGCCCAGAAAAUGUGGGCUAUCGUCAAAAUACAGUCUCAUGUUCGACGCAUUAUCGCACAGCGCAAGUUCAACAAACUUAAGUUUGACUACAGGACACAAUUGGAGGCCCUGAAAUUGAAGAAGAUUGAAGAAAGAGAACUUAGUCAACAAGGAAACAAAAGAGCCAAAGAAAUUGCCGAGAAGAAUUAUCGGGAAAGAAUGGAGGAGCUGGAGAGAAAGGAACAUGAGCUGGAGAUUGAAGAGAGGCGCCGUAUGGAGAUGAAGAAAAACAUCAUCAAUGAUGCAGCCAAGAAGCAAGAUGAGCCAGUGGACGAUAGCAAACUGGUGGAAGCCAUGUUUGAUUUUUUGCCCGAUUCUAGCAGUGAAGCUCCACUUCCUGCUAGAGAAACCUCAGUUUUCAAUGACCUGCCGACAGACAAGCAGGACCCCAACGAGCUGAUCACGGCAAUGCAAACUCAGUCAGAGGACGAAGAGGACUUGUCAGAGUUCAAGUUCCAGAAGUUCGCUGCAACGUACUUCCAGGGCAACAUCACGCACCAGUACUCCCGCAAGCCUCUCAAACACCCACUGCUGCCACUGCACACGCAGGGAGAUCAGCUGGCCGCUCAAGCACUAUGGAUCACAAUCCUGCGGUUCUGUGGAGACCUACCGGAACCUCGAUACCACACCAUGGAGCGAGACAACACCUCGGUUAUGUCCAAGGUGACAGCCACGCUUGGCCGGAACUUCAUCCGCAGCAAGGAGUUCCAGGAGGCACAGAUGAUGGGCAUGGACCCGGAAACAUUUUUAAAGCAGAAGCCACGUUCUAUCAGACACAAGCUGGUAUCGCUGACACUGAAGCGCAAGAACAAGUUGGGUGAGGAUGUGAGACGUAAGCUGCAGGAAGAUGAGUACACAGCGGACAGCUACCAGUCCUGGCUCGAGGCACGGCCCACUUCCAACUUGGAGAAACUACACUUUAUAAUUGGCCAUGGCAUCCUGCGGGCGGAGCUAAGGGACGAGAUAUACUGCCAGAUCUGCAAACAGCUCACCAACAACCCUUCCAAGUCCUCUCAUGCUAGAGGUUGGAUCCUUCUUUCACUGUGUGUCGGUUGUUUUGCUCCAUCGGAAAAGUUUGUAAGCUACCUGAGAGCUUUCAUCCGCGAGGGUCCGCCCGGUUACGCGCCUUACUGUGAGGAUCGGCUCAAGCGCACGUUUAACAAUGGUACUCGCAACCAACCUCCCAGCUGGCUGGAACUGCAGGCAACAAAAUCCAAGAAACCCAUCAUGCUACCGAUAACAUUCAUGGACGGCAAUACUAAAACACUGUUGGCUGACUCUGCCACCACAGCUCGGGAACUAUGCAACCAACUCUCAGACAAGAUCGGCCUCAAGGAUCAGUUUGGAUUCUCUCUCUACAUUGCUCUUUUUGAUAAGGUGUCAUCGCUGGGCAGUGGGGGAGAUCAUGUGAUGGAUGCCAUCUCCCAGUGUGAGCAGUAUGCCAAGGAGCAAGGAGCUCAGGAGCGGAAUGCCCCUUGGCGACUAUUCUUCCGAAAGGAGAUCUUCGCUCCCUGGCACGACCCCACUGAAGACCAGGUGGCCACCAACCUCAUUUACCAGCAGGUGGUCAGGGGCGUCAAGUUCGGAGAGUACCGUUGUGACAAGGAAGAGGAUCUUGCAAUGAUUGCAGCCCAACAGUAUUUUAUUGAGUUUGCUACUGACCUGAACAUGGAAAGGUUACUGAACUUGUUGCCCAAUUACAUUCCUGACUAUUGCUUGACUAAUGCAGAGAAGUCAAUAGACAGAUGGGCAGCUCUCAUUGUCCAAGCAUAUAAAAAGAGCUACUACCUCAAGGAGAAGAUACCCUCGUUACGAAUCAAAGAGGAUGUCGUCGGUUACGCAAAAUUCAAGUGGCCUUUGCUCUUCUCACGAUUUUAUGAGGCCUACAGAAAUUCUGGUCCAAAUCUGCCAAAGAAUGAUGUCAUUAUCGCAGUCAACUGGACGGGCGUGUACGUUGUUGACGACCAGGAGCAAGUUCUCCUAGAACUAUCCUUCCCAGAGAUCACCACUGUUGCUAGUCAUAAAACCAAUAAAGUAUUCACUCAAACAUUCACACUGUCUACGGUGAGGGGGGAAGAGUUCACAUUCCAGAGUCCUAAUGCUGAAGACAUCCGAGACCUAGUUGUUUACUUCCUGGAAGGGCUCAAGAAAAGGUCCAGCUUCGUCAUUGCCCUGCAGGAUUACAAAGCUCCAGGAGAAGGGUCAUCAUUCCUGAGUUUCCGGAAGGGCGAUCUGAUCGUGCUGGAAGAGGACAGUUCCGGGGAGACUGUAAUGAACUCCGGGUGGUGUGUGGGUCGAUGUGAGCGUUCUGGGGAACGUGGUGACUUCCCUGCAGAGACAGUUUACGUGCUGCCCACCCUCACCAAGCCGCACAAUGAUAUUCUGGCACUGUUCUCAUUGGAAGGAGCAGACCAGGGUCGUCGUCUUAAUACUCAACACAUGAACGGCACUGAGCCGCGGGAAAAGCCACAUACGCUCGCUGAAUAUGCCAUUGAUCACUUCAGAUUACCACCGAAGAGGACAAUGUCAAAGGCAUUGACACUGACGUCAGCAAGACGUGGGUUGCCAGAUGAGUUGUGGCGACACACGCGAGAGCCAAUGAAGCAGCCGCUACUGCGCAAGUUGGUCGGCAAGGAAGAGUUGGCAGAGGAAGCCUGUUUCGCAUUCACAGCAAUACUCAAAUACUGCGGAGAUCUUCCCGCCAAACGUAGAGCCAGCAACGAAUACACUGACCAAAUCUUUGAUGGUCCUCUAAAACACGAGAUUCUGCGCGACGAGAUAUACUGCCAGCUGAUGCGCCAGCUCACUGACAACCGCAACCGGAUGAGUGAGGAGCGAGGGUGGGAACUCAUGUGGUUGUCGACCGGCCUGUUUGCUUGCAGUCAGAGUCUUCUAAAGGAACUGACACUCUUCCUCAGGACCAGGAGACACCCAAUUUCACAGGACUCUCUGCAGCGGCUACAGAAGACCCUGAGGAAUGGCCAACGCAAGUACCCACCCCACCAAGUCGAAGUGGAGGCCAUUCAGCACAAGACCACUCAGAUCUUCCACAAGGUGUACUUCCCCGACGAUACUGAUGAGGCAUUUGAAGUGGAUUCCUCAACAAGAGCGAAAGAUUUCUGUGCUAACAUUGCUCAGCGACUUACUCUCCGAUCUUGUGAAGGGUUCAGUCUCUUUGUUAAGAUCGCCGACAAAGUCAUUUCAGUGCCAGAAGGAGAUUUCUUCUUCGACUUUGUGCGUCACCUCACUGACUGGAUCAAGAAAGCCAGGCCUUCAAGGGAUGGAGCGACUCCCCAGUUUACCUACCAGGUGUUCUUCAUGAAGAAGCUGUGGACAAACACCGUGCCAGGGAAGGACCGCAACUCUGACCUCAUAUUCCACUUUCACCAAGAGCUCCCCAAGCUUCUCAGAGGUUACCACAAGUGCACCAAGGAGGAAGCAGCGAGGUUGGCAGCCCUUGUGUACAGGGUCAGGUUUGGUGAGAGCAAGCAGGAACUACAAGCCAUUCCACAAAUGUUGAGAGAGCUCGUACCCGCAGACCUGCUCAAAAUUCAGAGCUCAGCAGACUGGAAAAGAGCGAUAGUUGCAGCUUACAAUCAGGACGCAGGAAUGAGCCCAGAAGAUGCGAAAAUUACCUUCUUGAAAGUGAUCUACCGCUGGCCAACGUUUGGGUCAGCUUUCUUCGAAGUGAAGCAGACAACCGAGCCAAACUACCCUGAGAUGUUGCUGAUCGCCAUCAACAAACAUGGUGUCAGUCUCAUCCACCCCCAGACUAAGGAUAUUCUAGUAUCACAUCCAUUCACCCGCAUCUCGAACUGGUCAUCAGGUAACACAUACUUCCACAUGACCAUCGGUAACCUUGUACGGGGCUCUAAGCUGCUCUGCGAGACAUCUCUCGGAUAUAAGAUGGAUGACCUGCUCACCUCGUACAUCUCUCUCAUGCUGACCAACAUGAACAAGCAGAGACCUGCCAAGUAAAAUUUGGCAAUAUAAACUAAGGUCCGUUUUGGCAGCUAUUAAAAAGGAACAUUCCUUAUAUUUUGUAACUUUACAAAAAGGUCUGAUCUUCCGAAGUUUUACAAGUACGAUUCUGUAAUGAAAAAGACAUAUUUUGUGAGAGCUUAGUUAGAAUGUUUGUUAUUUUUUCAAGAAAAUCAAAAGCGUAGAAAAUAAAAAUAAGUAUUACAGUAUAUUGAAUACGUCAGUGUCAGAAGGUACUAAACAGUUUGAAAACAAAUGAUAAUUUAAAAUAAUUUAAACCUUGUUUAUAAUCAUUGUUCACAUCAUACUUUGCACUUUUAUUUACAAAAAAAAAAGAUGUAGUAGUGAAUAGGAAAAUGUAUAUACCAUUGGAUACAUUGCAAUAUUCUACAAUAUAGAACUGUGUUUUUUUAGUUAUUUUUAGCAACGUCCACUAUUCACUUAAGUUUUAAUUUAAUAGUUUUCAACUUGUUUUUUUGUUUUUUCACGUAAGAUGAGUAAAUGUUAUAUUAUUAAACCUCUUCAGUUGGCCAAGAAAAAAUCUUUAAUGAGAUCACUAAAAUUUAUAUUUAAUAUAAACAUGAGACUGUGUUAAGGAAAUUCUCAUUAAAAUUGGGGUGUAGAUGUGGCCGGCCAUCUUGAUUUAGACCUGUAAAAACAAUGUUAAACCUCACGCACAUUCACAACCUUAUUUUUAGUCAUAGACUUGUGGGAGAUAUCUCAUUUUAAAGAUAUAACUAAUAGCAUUUGUUUAUCUUUUUUAGUAUUUUCAAUAUUUUAUUGGUUAUUUAGAAAAUAUCUUAACCUUUUUUCAACUUCAUCGUUUAAAUAUUCAAAAGUUUACACUUCACAUAAAAAAACUCUAAAGCAUUUGGAUACAUAUCUAAAAGCUCUUAUCUCCUAUAACGUCACAAUUGACAAUGAAGAUGUAAAAGUGUAUGAGGUUUAACAUUGUUCUUAUAAUGAAAAACUCAAGAUCGUUUCACUACAGCCGUCUCUUAAAGUUAUGUAUUAUAUAAUCUUUAGAAAUCCUCACAGCAUUUUCUCAUAUUAUUAAUCUGUUAAAUAAUUUGGUUUCAUAAAUUUCAUCACUGCUGUAAAAUGAAUUUAUUACAAUUUAUUCAUCUUUGGAAUUACUUUCAUAAUUAGGCUAUUUUAUGAAAUGGAUAAAUUAGAGUAAGAAUCUUGAAAUACAUGGAAACUUUUUUAGUAUGAAUAAUGUUUUCCUUGUGGAAGUUUGAAGACUGAAAAUAUUACAUUGAUGUAUUCUUCUAAAACAAAUU
Molecule: messenger RNA, 7959 nt
Organism: Homalodisca vitripennis (glassy-winged sharpshooter)
Lineage: Eukaryota; Metazoa; Arthropoda; Insecta; Hemiptera; Cicadellidae
Gene: ck
Product: myosin-VIIa
Exons: 39
Coding region: 182-6673 (2163 amino acids)
Cellular component (GO): myosin complex; cytoskeleton
Molecular function (GO): cytoskeletal motor activity; protein binding; ATP binding
Source: RefSeq, a predicted model, not a curated record